AUGACAGCUUUAAUUAAACGUAAUACAACCAUUCCAAUAAAACUAACACAAACAUUUACAACCUACUUGGAUAAUCAAUCAUGUGCUAGUGUUAUAGUUUUUGAAGGUGAAAGUUCAAGAGUGAGAGAUAAUCAUCUAUUGGGUAAUUUUCAACUAUAUGGUAUUUCCCCAGCUCCAAGUGGUGUACCAAAUAUUGCAGUUACAUUUGAGAUUGAUGUUAAUGGUAUAUUAAGUGUCUCAGCUGUUGAACAAACAACUGGUCGUGAAAAUAAAAUAACAAUAAUAAAUGAUAAUGGGAAUUUAUCUAAAGAUGAAAUUCAACGUAUGAUUGCUGAUGCUGAACAGUAUAAAAAAGAAGAUGAAAUACAACGUGAUCGUCUUGAAGCUAUGAAUUCACUUGAAUCAUAUUGUUUUAAUAUAAGAGCAAAAAUUAAUGAUGAAAAAUUAGCAGAUAAAUUUCAUAUUUAUGACACGAAAAAAAUGAUCGAUACUAUCGAAGACACAUUGAUAUGGUUAGAAACAAAUCAGUUUGCUGAAACAGAAGAAUUUGUACAAAAAUUAAGAGAACUUGAAGCAAUAUAUUCAUUAGUAACGAUGAAAAUUCGCACUGCUGAAGAUAGUGCUGUAAAAGUCCCAGAAGAGUUUUCUAAUGAUUCAACAGAAGACAGAAGUUUUCCUUCUAUUACACUGGAAUCAAAUCGUGGUGAUGAACUAUCUAAUCUGAAUUCACGUUUACUGGAUAUUCGUAAUGAACAUCAGCGUAUGCUAUUACCGUAA
Messenger RNA from Rotaria sordida, 777 nucleotides. NCBI's taxonomy places the organism in Eukaryota, Metazoa, Rotifera, Eurotatoria, Philodinida, Philodinidae. The record is from the annotation of a GenBank genome assembly.